UUGUUUUCCCUCUUUGGGGUCGGUCGGUACGUGUUCCGAAGAACUUAUUGUUAUUAGGAAGGUAGGAGAUAAAACUGUUUGUUCAGAUUAGAUUUCUUGUUUACGAGUCUUUGUUCGCCCUAUACAAAGCAACUUCCUUUCGGUUAGUUGGGUUGUUUUGUAUACAUAAAGAACUAGAGAAGGAUUUCAAUUUUUGCUAGAUGGGCAUUUAAACCAUUAUAGCAACAGCUUUAAAUGCUUUAUCACAUAAAAAUAAAAUAUAUUUAACAGCUGGACACCACUCGUCCCUUUUUCUUUGUGUGUAUGUGUAAAAAUAAACAACAUCCGUGAGGAUUGUGUGUUUUCCCCGUGACCUAAGCAAUAGCGGAAGAAAUAACCUUUGUUUUUGUUUUGAACGUAUUUGUCCCGGUCUUGUCUUCCACCAUCAACAUUGAGGACGAGAAAUGUUGUUUAUCUCUGCUGUACCGUUGUUGUUUUGACAGCUCUAGGGGGCGGUGUUAAUAAUUUAUGACCACGCGGCAAGAGCUGGUCUUGCGAUAAUCCCUGCGUCUUUUUUUCCACGAAGGGUAUAAAAUCGCUUCAUUGCCGGGCUGCGCCUAUUCGUGGAAGCAUCUUCGUAUUGUGCUCGUAAAUCUGUAUUGUGCACUUCGCGAUGCUUCUCCUUCUGUUCAGUAUUGUUGCUUGCAGCUACCUGCAGGGAACACAAGCCUGCAGUCGUAUCGUGUGUUACUACACCAACUGGUCCCAGUACAGGCCUGACUCCGGAAAGUUUACGCCCUCCAACAUCGACACGUCUUUGUGUAGUCACGUGAUCUAUGCCUUCGCUGACUUGCGGGACGGGCAGCUGGUGGCCUUCGAGUGGAACGACGACGACUCGGAAUGGAGCACCGGCAUGUUCAGCAAAGUCAUCAACCUGAAGAAGAAGAAACCUUCCAUGAAGAUCUUGCUGGCUGUCGGCGGUUGGAACCUGGGCUCUGAGCCUUUCUCCAAGAUAGUUUCCACGAAUGAAAGCCAGACCGCCUUCAUCAACCAGUCCAUUGCUUUCCUGCGGAAGCGUGGCUUUGAUGGUCUCGACCUCGACUGGGAGUACCCUGCCAAUCGUGGAAGUCCUUCUGGGGACAAACAACGCUUCACUUUGCUUGUCACCGAAAUGAGGAAAGCCUUUGAAGAAGAAGCUCAAAUUUCCGGGAAGGAGCGGCUACUUCUGACUGCUGCGGUGGCUGCAGGGAAGGACACCAUUGACACAGCUUACGACAUUCCGGCAAUCUCAAAGGAGCUGGAUUUCUUGAGUGUGAUGACCUAUGACUUGCACGGAGCCUGGGAGAGCUUCACCGGCCACAACAGCCCACUGUACGCAAGACGUAAUGAGACCGGCGAUCAACGUAACCUGAAUUUGGACUUUGCAGUCCGUUACUGGGUACAGAAGGGAGCGCCAAAGGCGAAGAUGAACGUUGCUAUGGCAUUGUACGGCCGUACGUUCACACUGGCCGACUCCUCCAACUAUUACCCCGGUGACCCGACCAUAGGUGAAGGUCAGGAGCUCAAGUUCACUAGAACGAGAGGCAUGAUCUCCUACUUCGAGGCAUGCGACAUGUUGAAAAAUGGCGGCAUCAGAGAGUACAUCUCGGAGCAAAAGGUCCCAUACAUCCAUAGCGGCAACCAGUGGGUCGGCUACGACGACCCCGAUAGCUUAAGAGAGAAGGUACGCUAUGUCAAGCGUCAACGGUUAUGGUGGCGUGAUGGUGUGGGCCUUACCCCUGGAUGACUUCUCGGGUACACACUGCCAGCAAGGUCGAUACCCACUGAUGCGAGCGAUUGUCGAUGAGUGUGGGAAAAGCAGAAAAUAGUAUUUAGCUGGAGAGGACUUCAAAACUGAGUGAAUUUUAGAUGGAGCUGUGAAUAAAUGUGUGCUAAAGGUUGGAGGUACUCUACAGGUUUACCUGUAUGGGAAGAUGAACACUCUUUUGAAAAUGGGGUUGGUGGUGGUGGUGGCGGUGGUGGUGGAGAGAUUAACGGUAUUUUGACUUUAACAAGCCAAUCUAUGGUAAGAUGCAGAAAGUGAACUUUUAUUUGUCCAUAAUCUCCAAAAGUAUAUUUUGUCUUAUUUUUGUAUUUGUAACACCUGUGUUCUGUCAUAUUGAUAAUUUCGUAAUUUUGUAAAAGUGAGUGAAUGCAUGUCUAACUGAAAUAAAGAACGAAUUAAUGAGA
This is a messenger RNA of Pomacea canaliculata, 2208 nucleotides long. Its product is annotated as chitotriosidase-1-like. The record is from RefSeq and is a predicted model, not a curated record. Lineage: Eukaryota; Metazoa; Mollusca; Gastropoda; Architaenioglossa; Ampullariidae. Gene Ontology annotation, molecular function: chitinase activity; chitin binding. Gene Ontology annotation, cellular component: extracellular region. Gene Ontology annotation, biological process: carbohydrate metabolic process; chitin catabolic process.